AUGUGCUCAGGUCGCAUGUGCAAUAAUUUCCGGAUAUGGACACGUGAUCCACCGUUCCAAGUAGACCAAUUGAUUGAUCAGACGCGUCACGUUUCCAGGGCAACCAUGGGCGCUAUACCUCAUUGGUUAGUCCUGCGUGUACUGGCGCUGAUGAGGGUUAACCUUCCUCAUAAUCAGCGGUCUCCUUGUUGUUAUAGCAACCAGAACGCAGCCAGGCAGGUUCCUACGGGAAAGAGUAAGGGAGGAUAGAUACACAGAGGGAAGGAUAAGAGAGAAGUAUGUGUCAUUAUAAAAGGUAUAAACAAAAAAAUAUAGACCAGAUAUAUAGCAUAAAUACCUCUGUAAGUGCAAAAAUAUAUGAGACGUAUGCUGGAAAUGGAAAUUGGCACAUAUUAAAGAGCCAAUAAGUGAAUGUGUUGAAAUGUACUAUCACAUGGAAAGGGAAAUUCAAUGAACCAAUAAGGCUAAUCUUAAAAAUUAGUACUGAAUUUAAAAAAAAAACCAUGCAAAUAAGAUUGAGUGAGCUAUGUCGACUAUUAACAUAUGUCAUGCUAAUAUAAAUCACAUGUUAAAGUGCAAAAAAAGAUAUAAAGUGCAGUGAUCAUUAUUUACAUACCUAUCAAAAGAACAAUGAGCUCUCUAUUUCCUCAGGAUUUAUAUCGAGAACAUAAAUCUCCUUAUUGUUACAAUCCAAUCUUAAAUCCCUAAACUUUCCUUAGGUCUUAUCGAUCCGUAUUUAUAGCUAGACAAUCUUAGUGGAACUACCUAUCUCUAAAAAGGGAUUAUUAAAAAACAGUACUGAUAGUUUGAUUAAACAAAGUAAUAGGGAAUCCAUGAGAUAUUUACAAGCUACAAUUGCAUACUUUACUGCUGCAAUAGGUAUAUGAAAGCGUUCUACAUGAUGGUCAUAUUUUUGAUGUUAAGGAGAGACUCUUCAUUGUGCUUCAUUACUGUACACCCAGAUUAUAACACCACAUUUUAUUAUAUGAGUGACUCUUUGUGCUUCAUUGAGUCUAUGUUAAUAACCUCUCAUAGAUAUAGAGAAGACAAUGGGCAUGUUAAUGAGUUCUUAUGGAAAUCCCCAGAUAGAACACCACAUCUAAUAUUUUAUAAUAUGGAUGACUCCUCAUUAUGCUUCAUUAAGUCUAUGUUAACAGACUAUUGUGAGAGUCCCCCAGAUAUGAUCUCACAUCUUAUAGAUACGAAGGUGACAGUGGGCAUGUUUUCUAGUAGGAAUGAUCCUUCAUUGUGCUGCAUUAGGUCUAUGUGAAUAAUCUCUUAUGUGAGUCCCUAUAUAUAACAGUUGUUCCACUUGGGUAUCUCUAAGUCUAAAGUAGGCGUACGAGAUAAGGAAUUUUCCUAAGGCAAGUUAUCCUUUAGAAGAUAAACCAAUGAAAGUAAACCUAUCAAUAUAUACAACUAUUUACAUAUACCAUAAUGAUUCAUAAUGUCCUAUAAGACUAUUACUUAGACAUAGUGUAGCGGAGAGGCAGUAUAAUCCACAAUAUCUCCGCUGGGUAACAGGAACAGCAUAAAAUAAUCCAGGAGAAUAAGCACAGCAUACAAUAAUCCUGGUAGCGUUGUAGUAAUCCUUCCUUCCCAAGAACUAGACGACACAUAGGCUGGGAGUCAACUGAGGUUUUAUUCACAGGGCACUGUAUUUAUGGGAUUCCCCAUGCAAGGGGUUUCCCUACUGACAUUCCAGGGGUGGUACAGUAGGGGACUACAUGGGGAACUGACCAACACAUACAUUUCUCCCAUCAUGCACUGCUGUACGAGAGGGAUACUCCCACUGGAAUAUACAGUUAAUGGGAUUAUCCCUCCAUGCAGCAGAACUUACAUUCUACAUUAAAAUACAUAACUUUAAUAAUAUUCACUUGUUUUACACGAAUGGACGUUCGGUAGAUAGCUGGAGGCUGAGCGCAUAGUUCGUGGGAAUACCGCUCAGCUCCCAGUCUAACUAACCGAACGCCGCACGAAAUACACAUUAUUUCCAACAUACUGUAAAAAUAGCGAUUGAUAUUAGGGGAACAAACUACCGAACGGCCGGGGCUCCCGAAAAUCCUGGAAGUCCAGCGGUGUUCGCCCCGUCGAGUAGCCGUUUUUGGUUCCAGGCGCUCAACGGCAAAACCCCGCUGGGCUAACAAAGGAAUCAAGAUGGCCGACCGCCGCGUGGUCGAUAGCCGAACGACGGCCACCUAGGGAAGUCUUUAACUACCAAUUGCAACAAUGUUGCAAUCGGUUAAUGGGCGCCACACGACCUCCUGUGUGUGGUUGACCAUUCGGUAGUUCAUUCGUUUCACCAACAGUGUUUAAACUCACUGUUCGUGAAACUGCAUAGGCAAUGCUGGGUUUUACGCAUUACAAGCAUACAAACGCUCUCAUUCGCAUGAACGCCCCAUACCACAUUACACUUGGUUCUUACAGCCAGCAAACCUUAUGAUAUUGACACAUGCAAUAGUCUUAAGUGGCUAGGUUUGCCACACAUAGAUUAUAAUCUCUCCAAAAUCUGUACAUAGAAGCUAUAGAAAAACUGAGAAGGAGAAUCCGCUAUUUAAAAUUUGUGGAGAAAGGCUUUUUAAUUUAUAAAUAUGAUUCUCUCUGUCUCAGCCUACAAUCCCAGUCACCCCUUUGUUGAGUUUGUGGAAUUAAUUUGAUACCUAUGAAUCUAAUUCUACUCGAGGAGACAGAGAGAAUCCUACUAUAAUACUAUAAUUAAGAUACAGUAUAACCAUGAGACUGGCGGGAACGUCCCCACCACCAUAUUCACUUACCCGAUCCUUUACCAUUCCCCCGCCGGCGAUCGGUAUUCCUCUCGGUCUGGGUGGACUGUCUGACAGCCCAGACAGUGCCCCCUCGGCAAAUUAGGCCCCCAAGAGGCCAUGUGAGCACUCUGAAAUAGCAAUAAGCAUCCACAGUGCUGACUGCAGGGGGACUGCCUAAACUGACAUAAAAAUAAAUAUGUUAAUAAAUAAAAAAUAUAUCUAUUUUAUAUAUAUAUAUAUAUAUAUAUAUAUAUAUAUAUAUAUAUAUAUAUAUAUAUAUAUAUAUAUAUAUAUAUAUAUAUAUAUAUAUAUAUAUAUAUAUACAUAUAUAUAUAUAUUAUAAAAUAUAAAUAAUAAGUAAAUUAAAAUAAUUUUUUAAAAAUUAAAAAAUAAUAAAUAUAUAUAUAUGUAAUGUUAUUCUAACUGUAUUUUGAUAUUAAAAUAUUUAUGCAUAUAUCAAAAUGCAUUUAGAAUCUAAUUAAAUAUAUGCAUAUAUAAAUUUAAAAAAAUAUGAAAUAUAUAUAUCCAUAUACAUAAUUUUCACAUUAGAUUUAAGAACUAACUGUUCACUUGCUACCUAGGAUAUCCCACCUCUUGACAGGUGCCAUUGUUAUGAUAUAAUCAAUGUUAUUGACUUCACAUGUGGGUAGUUUUAAUGUUGUGGCUGAUCAGUGUAUGACUGUUGCUUUUGUCAUUAUUCUCCAUAUUGUUAUAUAUGAAACACAACUGUCAAGCUGAUGUAUGGGUAUUUGAUUUUUUUUUUUUUAAUUGUAGUUAAACACAAAUGAGAGAAGACACAUAGAAACACAUGAAUCUCUUAUGGCAGUACAUCAAGCCAAUAUUACCUAAUAUUGUUUGCCUGUAUACUGAAAAAGUGCCUGUUUGAAUAUAGUGCUUUUAUACCAGCUUUAUGGAAUACUUGGAACAUUUAUGCAAAGAUACACAUCAUAUAAAACUGCAUCACAAAUGUGUGAAUUUAAAGACAAUGGUGUAUAUUACAUGUUUUCACCGUCUUCUUUUUUGCCUUACAGUAAGGUUUUCUUUAUUCCAUGAUAUAUAGAUUUUACUGAAACAAAUACAAAGCAUUUAUGUUUCAUCUGCCUUAGUAAAGACAAUGCAAAAUUAAUAAAUAAAUAAUAUACUACACUGCACUGCCCACUAGAGAUGGAUAGGUGCAGGAUUCAGUUAAGUAUGUCUCCACAUAGUAACGACUACCAAAAAAAAAUGUUUGCUUAGAGGGAUAGUAUUCCUUUUUUGACCAACACUUUGCCUGACCCAUAAGGAAUAUUUUGAGUUUUGACUGCUCCUUGAUAACAAUGAUGUUUAUGCUCAUAAGGAAGCAAAUUGUCUGUUAUUCUGAGUAGAAUGAAAGCGGAACUGUUACCAUAUAUGGAGUGUGCUGAAUUUGAAAGUCCCCCUACGGUGACAUUGCCGCCAGUGUUCCGGUGGCUGGGGGGGCCAGAUAAAGGUGAGAUAACUUACCUAACCUGUCACUCAUGGAAGCUGCCAUAUUUCUCAUACUGCUCCUCUUCAACUCCUGAAGCUUCAGCAGGAGCCAAUGUCACUGUUGAAUUCUCGAAAAUUAUUGAUCACAAACUUGAACUGGAAAAACUGGAAAAAGGCUGUGAGAGACUGGAAAAGGAUCAAUGUAUCAGCAAUGUACACCCAUUGAUACACAGGUGUAUAAAAUCAAGCACCAAAAAAAUGGAUCAUUCUGAAAAGCUCAGUGAAUUCAAGCAUGACACUAUGAUAGGAUGUGAUUUUUGCAAUAAGUCAGUUAGUGAAAUUUCAUCCCCGCUAAAUAUAUUCGACAGUCAUCUGUAAGUGGUAUUAUUAAAAAGUGGAAGCAUUUAGGAACCUUAACCUCACAUCACUAAGUACAAUGCCAUGGAUCAAAUCGAGUUCUGUAAUGCAUGCCGCCCCUGGACCCUGGAGCAGUGGAAACAUGUUUUGUGGCGUGAUGAAUCAUGCUUCUCUGUUUGGCAGUCUGAUGGAUGAGUCUGGAUUUGGUGGAUGACAGGAAAAUGUUACCUGCCUGACUGCAAUGUGCCAAUUGUAAAGUUUGGUGCAGAAGGUUCGGCUAGGCCACUUACUUACAGUGAUGGAAAUCUUAAUGCUUUAGCAUACCAAGACAUUUUGGACAAAGCUAUGUUUCUAACUUAGUGGGAACAGUCUGGGGAUGGCUCUUUUCUAUUCAAACAUAACUGCGCCCUGGUGCACAAAACAAGGUCCAUAAAGACAUGGUUGGAUGAGUUUGGUGUGGGAAAAUUUGACUGGCCCACACCUGAACCUCAUCAAACACCUUUGGGAUGAAAUAGAAUGAGGUUACAAGCCAGGCCAUCCAACAUUGGUGUCUGACCUCACAAAUGCUUUACUGAAUAAAUGGGCACAAGAGAGUGAGUGAGUUAGUGUGAGAGAGAGAGAGAGAUACAUCUAUAAAUUAGACAUUCCAACAUACCCUGCUACAUCAUUUUAAAGAGUGAGGAAUUUAAAAGAAUAAUUGACACACAAUAUAUUUAAGAAGCACUCAAAUGAAAACAAAACAUUUUGCAAACGUACAUGAUGAUUGAUUGAAAAAUAACCUUGCACGAAUAUAUCAAUAAAAUAGACCAAAUUAAUUGAAAGCUCCAGUAUAUGAACUACAGAGGAAGACUAGUAAAAUAUGGUUUCUAGAACAUUUGCAUAAUACAAAUACAAAGUUUAAAACUACAUUCUUGUAAAUGCGGUCUGGUUUAUCAUUUAAAAAAAUAUAUAUUUUCUUAUAGCUAUUGAACAUGUGUCACUGGACAGGAAGAGGCCUGGUUAACACAGAGAUAGAGAGGAUUGGAUAUUUAAAUGUGAUAUAUUGAGGACAUUAUUUACUUGAUUAAACAAUCUCAAAUUGUUUUUGAAUAAUUUGUAUUUUUGUAUUAUUUGAUUGAAGAUCCAUUUUGAAAAUACAUUUUACUUCAAUGUUGUAUAACUCAAAGCAUUAUAUUAUCCAAGGGAAAUAAAACACACAAAACACAAUUCAAGCAAAAAUGUGGCACAUUCUCCUUUGUGAUAGUGAACACAUUGUUAUAGGGAGUUGCAAAAUAAAUGAAAGAAAAAAAGUAUAAUGCUCUGGAGGUUGUUCCCAGUAAGCAUACAUUGACAAUGACAGAACACAAAGGAAAGUCAUUGAAUACAAUUAUACUGUACAUUCAACUUAGUAGACAGAACAUGUGACUUCUUUCAACAACAGCUGAAAUCAGCAAUGAGCUAUGUAUAUAAAAACCCAGAAUUCUUUCACUUAGCAGCAAUAGCUCUAUCAACUCCUCUCCAUCCAAUAUGGGAAAGGUAAGUACUGGGCAGCUAUUUUAACCCGGGUUUGAAAGGAAUUGUAAAAUAUGACCAUUUGCACCAAUGUUGAUCUACAAACCAUAUUUGUUCAGUAAUUUGUAGUAUAUUUUGCCAUUAACACUAAAUGACAAUUGUGUUAGCAUUUACAGAAAGGAUGCAACGAUAACUAGUAAGUCAUGUCUAAACUCCUUGCCAACAAAUACAUGUUAUUCAGUUGAAUCCAUAAAAUCUAUUUGUGGAUUGUACUACAAUCACACAAAAUUAAGCUUAACUUUUUUUAAAAUCUGAUAACACAUCACGAUUGUCACAAUAUGAAAGCAUAAUCCUAAGAGGUCAGUUGUGUCUUCUUCAAUUUUUCUCUAAAGUGAUGUUUUACCGUUAUAAAUAAUGUGCAUUUAUAUACAUGACUUUUUUAUGUCCUACAGAUCAUCUUCUAUGAGGACAAGAACUUUCAGGGUCGCUCUUAUGAGUGCAGCUCUGAUUGUUCUGACCUGUCCUCCUAUUUUAACCGCUGCAAUUCCAUCCGAGUAGAGAGUGGAAACUGGAUACUGUAUGAACAGCCCAAUUUCAAAGGAUACCAGUACUAUCUUAGGAGAGGAGAAUACCCUGAUUUUCAACAAUGGCUGGGUUUUAAUGACUCUGUCAGGUCUUGUCAUUUGACAACACAAGUAAGUUUAGUCUAAUUGUCAUCUUUCAUUCCAGAUAGGUAUUUAUUAAAACUGACUUAUUUAUACAUCAUUGUAAAACAUAUAUGUCAACCAACUGACACAACCCAAGUAACACUUUACAUAUUUAAACAUUUUAAUGAUAGCUGAGCAGUCAACCAUGGGUGAUACGUCAUAUACAGAACUCAUCAUAGAUUUCCCAACUUCAUAUCGAGUGAUCAUUUUACGUUAAAAUAGUUUAAUGUUUAAAUAUUUUAUGCAUAUAAUAGCUUGGUAGAAGUUUGCACUUUCAAUACACAUUGGCUUUUUAUUAACUUAUUUUAUUUCUUCUAGCAUCGUGGUCCUUUUAUAAUCAAGGUUUAUGAGAAAGAAGACUUCAAAGGUCAGAUGAUGGAAUUCACCGAAGAUUGUCAAAAUGUACACGAGAGGUUCCGUUACAAUGACAUCCACUCCUGUCAUGUCCUUGAUGGUCACUGGAUGUUCUAUGAAGAGCAGAAUUACAGAGGGCGCCAGUAUUACCUGAAACCUGGAGAGUACAGAAGAUACACCAAUUGGGGAGCCAUGAACCCAAGAGUUGGAUCCUUCAGGCGUGUCCAGCACCUUUAUUAAAUCAAUCUGAUGCAAUGUAUAGAAUGUUAUCAAUAAAAUCUCUAGAACAGCACAAACA
This is a messenger RNA of Pelobates cultripes (western spadefoot toad), 7418 nucleotides long. The record is from the annotation of a GenBank genome assembly. NCBI's taxonomy places the organism in Eukaryota, Metazoa, Chordata, Amphibia, Anura, Pelobatidae.